Oncorhynchus tshawytscha (Chinook salmon) is the source of this 999-nucleotide messenger RNA. RefSeq names its product trinucleotide repeat-containing gene 6A protein-like. Gene Ontology annotation, cellular component: nucleoplasm; P-body. Gene Ontology annotation, molecular function: nucleic acid binding. Lineage: Eukaryota; Metazoa; Chordata; Actinopteri; Salmoniformes; Salmonidae. Gene Ontology annotation, biological process: positive regulation of nuclear-transcribed mRNA poly(A) tail shortening; miRNA-mediated post-transcriptional gene silencing. The coding region runs from base 184 to 999 and encodes 271 amino acids. The transcript has 3 exons. The record is from RefSeq and is a predicted model, not a curated record.
GGUACGGAUUGGCCCCCCCAGAGUCGGUAGGGUAAGGAUUGGCCCCCCCAGAGUCGGUAGGUACGGAUUGUGUCUUGGUAAUAAUCGUCUGUUCUCUCCUGCCACUCAGGUUGUAGUUGGAGUGACGGUAGCAGCAGCUCAGGGAGAACCAACUGGCUCGUUCUCAAGAAUCUCACAACUCAGAUGGAUGGUUCUACUCUGAGGACUCUCUGUAUGCAACAUGGUCCUCUGAUUACAUUCCACCUCAACCUGCCGCACGGCAAUGCUGUGGUAUGUUACAGCUCCAAGGACGAGGCGGCCAAGGCACAGAAGAGUCUGCACAUGUGCGUACUAGGUAACACUACCAUUCUGGCUGAGUUUGCCAGUGAGGAGGAAAUCAACCGUUUCUUUGCACAAGGUCAGUCAUUGGCCGCUGCCUCCCCGGGCUGGCAGGCCAUUGGCUCCUCUCAGAGCCGAAUGGGCGGAGCCUUGGAGGGUUCCCACCCCUUCCCCAGCCGUGCCCCGGAGCCCAGUCAAUGGAACGUCAGCGACCUCCAUAGCUCCUCCCUUUGGGGCGGGUUGAACUAUUCCACUAGCCUAUGGGGCGCCAGCGAGGGCGGGAGGAUCAACAGCCCUUCUCCAAUCAGCUCCUUCCUCCCCGUGGAUCACCUGACAGGGGCGGGGACUCCAUGUAAAGCCCGUGUCAGUGGAGUGCCGAACGCUGGACAGCGUGACGACAGACUGGGUCGUCUGGAAUCGUUAUUAAUCUCCAAACACAAAGAAAAACAGUCCAAGACCAAAAAACAAAAUGGCUCCUUCUCACUUACAAAUAUACAGGAAGGGGUCACCCUGUGGAAAAUACGUACAGGAAAGGGGGGGUCACCCUGUGGAAAAUACAUACAGGAAGUAGGGGGGUCACCCUGUGGAAAAUACGUACAGGAAGUAGGGGGGUCACCCUGUGGAAAAUACGUACAGGAAGUAGGGGGGGGUCACCCUGUGGAAAAUACGUACAGGAAGUAG